GUUGGCCAGCAGCGAGCUGAAAGCUGCUCCGGUUAUUGCAGUCUCUCAAUCGAUCGGGCGUCCAGUCGAAUCCCUCGAGGUUGACAAGGCUUUCACAUUCUCGCAUCUGUCCGCGUGCUUCGGAGACGCUGCAUUAGGCUCCGUUACGGCAGCACGAUCCACUCCACUCCAAGCAUCACAGGAGAGAACAGUUGAAACAAGCGCACACCCACUCACUAAAAAAACAAAACCCAAAACAUCCGCGCUCUGCCUCUUCUGACACAGUCAAAUCUCGGAGACCCGGUGCGGGUUCGAGUUGGAGCUUCGUUUAAUUGAGUACAAACAGAACUCUUUUGGAACCGCGUCUGACAGACAUCAUGCGAGAUGGGCCAGGCGUGCGGACACUCGCUGCUGUGCCGUAGCCAGCAGUACCGACCGGCGGCAUCAGAGAUACGGGGGCAGCAGGUGUUCCUGAGGGCGGAGGAGCCGCGGUCGCACUCGGACUCCGUGCAGGAUGCCCUUCUCAAGUUGGCCUCUGUGACCGAGAGCAGCUCUUUGCAAGAUGCCAUCAAAGACGCACUUCAGGCUGUGCUUUCCAAAGUGGAAGAUGUUUUUAUCUACCUUCUCAAUGUGGAAAGCGGUCACCUCCUGUGUGAGUCCCUGCCCCAUGAGUUGCUUAAUGAAGAAAGAGUCAGAGAUGUUAUCUCACAGCAGCAGAGGGUUCAGUGUGACGGUCUGUCUCCAUCGAAGCUGCAGGAGGAAGAGAGGAGUAGUCUGGCAUCGCCCCUGCCCCCCGACAAACAAGUGUUGAUUAUUCCACUCAUGGACCAGGACAAAAGCAAAGUCAUUGCCCUGCUUUUGGUGUGCUGCAAACAGCUGACUGAAGUAGAAGAACAGAAACUCGACAUCCUGGAGAAACAUGUUACUGUGGCCUGCAGGAGAGUCCAGCAGUUGCAGAGGGGUGCUCAGAGUCCGCUCGGAUCUCCUGGCCCGUUCGCCAGGCAUUCGGUCAAUUCCCUGACCGUAACAGACACAACCGCGCCUGAUGGGAACUACAGCGCGCUUGACUGCAAGAUCCUGCAACUGUGUGGAGAGUUAUAUGACCUGGAUGCUUCCUCACUCCAGCUAAAAGUCAUCCACUAUCUACAACAGGAGACACAAUCACUUUGCUGUUGUCUGCUGCUGGUCUCCGAAGACAACCAACAGCUCUUCUGUCAGGUAGUGGGCGACAAGGUGCUGGAGGAAGAAAUCGGCUUUCCUUUAACAUUCGGCCACCUCGGCCAGGCGGUGGAGAAGAAGAAAUCUGUCACUUUGCAAGAAGUCAGUGCAGAGGAGCACCUGCAGCUGAACAGCCUGCUGGGAUUUGAGGCGAGCUCCAUGAUGUGUGUGCCGGUGGUGAGCCGGGCCACCUCGCAGGUCGUGGCCCUGGCCUGUGCGUUCAACAAGAGGGGCGGAGAGAAGUACUCUCUGAUGGAUGAAUGGAAGAUCCAGCACUGUUUCCGAUACACAUCUUCAGUGCUGACCAGCACACUGGCCUUUCAGAAAGAGCAGAAACUCAAGUCUGAGUGCCAGGCACUGCUGCAGGUUGCCAAAAACCUCUUCACACACCUUGACGAUGUGUCCGUGUUGCUGCAAGAGAUCAUUGUGGAAGCAAGAAACCUCAGCAAUGCAGAGAUUUGUUCUGUUUUUCUGUUGGACCGUGUCAGUCAUGAGCUGGUCGCCAAGGUGUUUGAUGGAGGUGUUGUUAAUGAAGACGAGAAGGAGUUUCGGAUCCCUGCUGACCAGGGAAUCGCGGGACAUGUGGCCACUACAGGGAAGAUCCUAAAUAUAAAAGAUGCCUACUCACACCCCCUCUUCUAUCGGGGCGUGGAUGACAGCACAGGGUUCCACACCCGGAACAUUCUCUGCUUCCCCAUAAAAGAUGAGAACAAUGAGGUUAUCGGAGUAGCUGAGCUGGUCAACAAGACCAAUGGUCCAUGGUUUAACCGCUUUGAUGAAGACUUGGCGACAGCCUUCUCCAUAUACUGUGGUAUCAGCAUUGCCCAUUCUUUGUUGUACAAGAAAGUCCACGAGGCCCAGUUCCGAAGUCACCUUGCGAAUGAAAUGAUGAUGUACCACAUGAAGGUGUCAGAGGAGGAAGUGACCAGGCUCCUGUCCAGUGGGAACAGGUCAGUGAGCCAGAUACACCAAUGCUUCGCUGAGUUCAGCUACACGCCGCGGUCACUGCCGGACGAGGGGACACCCAUGGGUAUUCUCGGCAUGUUUGAGGACAUGGGUUUCAUCAGCACCUACAAGAUCAACCUGCACACACUGGCCAGGUUCUGUCUGAUGGUGAAGAAGGGCUACAGAGAUCCCCCCUACCACAACUGGAUGCACGCCUUCUCCGUCUCGCACUUCUGCUAUCUGCUCUUCAAGAACCUGCAGCUCACCAACUACCUGGAUGACAUCGAGAUAUUCGCCCUCUUCGUGUCCUGCAUGUGUCACGACCUGGACCACAGGGGAACCAACAACUCCUUUCAGGUGGCUUCGCAAUCCGUCCUGGCCGGCCUGUACAGCUCUGAGGGCUCGGUGAUGGAGAGACACCACUUUGCACAAGCAAUUGCCAUCAUCAACACCCAUGGCUGCAACAUCUUUGAUAAAUUCUCCAGAAAGGAUUACCAGAGAAUGCUGGACCUAAUGAGGGACAUCAUUCUGGCUACUGAUCUUGCUCAUCACCUGCGCAUUUUCAAGGACCUGCAGAAAAUGGCUGAAGAGGGCUACGACCCGAAGAACCGUCACCACCACAGCCUUCUGCUGUGCCUGCUCAUGACCUCCUGUGACCUCUCUGACCAGACCAAGGACUGGAAGACCACCAGGAAGAUUGCGGAACUUAUUUACAAGGAAUUCUUUUCUCAAGGUGACCUGGAGAAGGCUAUGGGGAACCGGCCCAGUGAGAUGAUGGACAGGGAGAAGGCGUACAUUCCUGAGCUGCAGACCAGCUUCAUGGAGCACAUCGCCAUGCCCAUCUACAAGCUCCUUCACGACAUUUUCCCCAAGUCUGCGGAGCUUUACGAGAGAGUGGCGGCCAACUGCGAGCAGUGGACCAAGGUCUCCCACAAGUUCAACAUCCGCGGGCUGCCUAGCAACAACUCGCUGGACUUCCUGGACGAGGAGUGUGAGCACCUGCAGGAGCUGGAUGGCGGAGACGUUCCGGAAACAAACGGCUUCACGGAGAACAAAGGGGACACACAGGCCCCGUGACCGGCGUGCACUGAAAGGCAGCAUAAAACGCGUUUCUAUUGCGGGUUACAUUUGUGACAGAGAGGGGCAGUUUCUCUUAAAGGUACAAUAGGUAAUUUUGGACUCCUAACGGUCAGAGAGAGGAAUAGCAGCAACAAACACGCUCAAACCACAACACUGUUUAUCCCUCACCCUUCUCUGUGAACGUGCUGACGUUGAAACGCCAUUGGCUGUGGCAAUUAGAACCAAUUUUCAACCAAUGAGCUUGAAUUAUUGUACAGCUAUACAAUGCUUUGGUACAGAGUGACGGCCAUCAACUGUAUAUUUUGAAAACCGAAUGUAAGGACUAUAAACACAGGCAGAGGGUGAGUCAAUGUGUCAGUGAGCCUUUUUCAAUGAGGGCAAGGGAUUUACAAUGGUCUUGUAACAAUGUUUUAACACAAAUAUCUUACCUAUUGUACCUUUAACCUACCAGACUUUUUGGAACCAUGGUUGUCCUACCACCAGGAUGUUAUUGCAGUAAUUGAAAGGGGGUUGUCUCAAGGCACUGUCCUAAGAUGCAGGCAUUUGUGAGAGAUUUUCUGCAAACACUACUGUAUUUUUCAUCAAUGUUUAACAGGAAAUGCUAUAUGUGCUGUGACAAGCUAUGGUGAAAAUGUGUUGACUUUAAUGCUAAUUCCAGUGCUAUACUGUAAGUACAAACUGUUCAAGAUUUUUAAAUUAAGAAAAUAUGCUGCAUGUAGCUUAUUUGUAUUUUAUAUUUUAUCUUGGGGAUACCACUUUUGGACACCACCUUCUUCUCUAUUUUUUGAAAUGGUAGUUUUUUCAUUUAGUUACAUGUUUUCAAGUCAUUUUUGAUAUUGCUGUUGUUCUCGUAAAAUGAGGCAGAUUGACAAUCAAGCAUCUGUAAUUCAGUAAAUCAUACUUUUCUGUUCAUGCUGAUCAUGCACACAUCAACCUACAAGAUGCUGAAACAAGAAUGUGUGACCCUUGGGAUUAAUACUAGGUUAGUAACGCAUAAUUUAACAUGAAAGUACUCUCCAUCAAUUUUUUAAAUCAUUCCUUUUUCUAUGAUUACAUAAUCCUACUGAAAGCAGAAUAGUCCCUUUAAGAGCAUUUAAUUACCAUAAGAGCAACUUUAUGGUGCUUAUGUAAUGCCCAUGCUAUUUUUGACUGUUAAAUACAUUUAAAAGAGACAAAGAGUACGUUACAUUUUCUUUAUUUUAGUAAGACAGGAUAUCAGGGUGAGGAAAUGGUUUAUUUAGCAAUGCAAAUGUCUGUAGAUUUGAGAAAAGUGGUUGUAAAUAUUUCUUUCACAUGAGGGCUGGAGGCUGUGUCACUCUUAAGUCUAUCUGUCAUUAUGUGUGGGAUAUUGGCUUGUCUUACCAUGUUUGAGUUGCCUUUGGUUAGAAAGACUGUGUUUGUAUACAUUUGCAUUGGUACAGCAUAUGUUGUUCAACGGAGACAGGGGAAAAUGCAUACAUACGUUCUGAAAUAGUGCUUAAGAAUAGAAAAUAAUGUUUUUUCUUUUUUCUGUUUUUUUUUUUUUUCAAUAUGUAGGAAUAACUGGCAAGACUAACCAGUAUUUGACAGAAGAGGCUGAAACAGUCAAAGCCUUUCUCAGUGCGAUUAAUACAAUACACUGCAUGGAAUAUGGGGAGUCCAGUAUUCUGGUGUUUGAUUCCUAUUACGGAGUAUACAUACUGUAGAUAUUUGAUAUUAUUGCACAUGCAGUGGUCAUGUUAAAUGUAAAUACUUUUGGAUAUGUCAUGAUGUUGCACAUGCUGUGCCCAGGCUGAUCAUAAAUGAUUUUGGGUAAGUAA
This is a messenger RNA of Conger conger (European conger), 5021 nucleotides long. Its product is annotated as cGMP-dependent 3',5'-cyclic phosphodiesterase-like. The transcript is spliced from 31 exons. Gene Ontology annotation, biological process: regulation of mitochondrion organization; cGMP catabolic process; positive regulation of gene expression. Gene Ontology annotation, cellular component: perinuclear region of cytoplasm; nucleus; synaptic membrane. Gene Ontology annotation, molecular function: protein homodimerization activity; 3',5'-cyclic-AMP phosphodiesterase activity; 3',5'-cGMP-stimulated cyclic-nucleotide phosphodiesterase activity. The coding region runs from base 364 to 3219 and encodes 951 amino acids. Lineage: Eukaryota; Metazoa; Chordata; Actinopteri; Anguilliformes; Congridae. The record is from RefSeq and is a predicted model, not a curated record.